Kwoniella shivajii is the source of this 1389-nucleotide messenger RNA. RefSeq lists its product as uncharacterized. The transcript has 4 exons. Lineage: Eukaryota; Fungi; Basidiomycota; Tremellomycetes; Tremellales; Cryptococcaceae. Bases 1 to 1389 code for a protein of 462 amino acids. The record is from RefSeq and is a predicted model, not a curated record.
AUGACAUCAACGAAUCAGAACAAAAUACUACUCCUCCAUACCUCAACUGUGAACCCUUUAUCAUUCGCCUUUCGUCUGACAGGAAAUGAGGUACAAGAGAACGAAGAUGUCGUAAAAUGGAAGAUAGACAAUAAAUAUUACACAGCGGAUGUCGAUAUACACAUAUCUGAAUUGAGUAAGACGAUCGAUGAAACAACAAUAAGGGACUGGAAAGAAAUAGAUGUGAUAGUGUAUGUAUUCGAGAAGGUACCCAUUUCUUUACCUCCGACAUUGAUCAAGGUCCUUUCGACUCCAAGGGACAUAGCUAUCGCAGUCCGUACAUUGCCAUCACCGUCUUCCAACAAGGAUUCAUCUCACGAUCAUUCAGAACAUGGGACUUAUGCUGAAUUGGUCGAUAUGCUCGAGGAAGUAGGAAUGGAAUUUAUAGAUGAAGUCAAUCCGCUCACAGAGGAAGAUGAUGAAAGACCAAUGGAACCACUCGAGAUAAUACGUCAAAACCUAAUGACACAUUUAUGGCCUAACAUGAAUCGUAAACCACUAAAUAUUUCAUCGAGUCCCCAAAUCCCUUCAGCCAUUUCAUCUCCUACUUCCUCUCCUAAACAAGCUACUUUCCCAGAGACCUUUGCUUCUAUAGAAGCCUCCGCUUCGUUCUCUCCUUUCGCGAAUGCAGAUGUGGAUGUACUUGGCGGUCCAUCUGAAAUCGGAGCCACUUCGGCAUUCCCUGGAUUAGAAGAACUCCGAGCUCAAAUAUACGCAAAUCAAUUUGAUAACAUCGAUCGUCUCGAUAAUCUGGGCGAUGGAUUCGGGAAUGGUCCUUCUGAAGAGGAAUAUACCAGAUUAGACGAUUGGUUAGAUUCUGACGAAGAUGAUGAUGAAGAACAAGAACAAAUUCAGUAUGGUCAAUUAGAAGAUGACGAUGAUCACGCUGGAAAUAAUGAGAAUGCCUUGAAUCGCAAGGAUGCGGAUAUCCAGGUGGAUGAUGCCUCUCUAGAUGACUGGGAAAACAGAUCUGGAGCCUCGAAGGCACGAAAUGAUAAACGAGACUGGUUAGAUACUGAUGAUAUGAGAUUUGAUCCUAUCGAAUUUGAUCUACCUUCAGGAUCAAUCAGUCCAAAGGUACAAGAGCAAGAAGGUUUCGAAGACGAUUUCGAUGAAUAUACAGAAUUUCAAUCAGCCCCCUCGAUGUCGGCAGGACUCAACGAUCCUACAUUAGCAUUAGACCCUACACCAUUAUUGUUACAUCUACAAUCUGUUCGAGAUGAACUGGCAAAUGUACAAGAUGAAAAUGAAAGAAGGGUGAGAGCAGGGAAAGAAGUACAGCAGAUAUUGGCAAGUCUAGGUAUGGGUGAUCUGGCUGAAGAUGACUUGGACCUGCAUGGGAUUAUAUAG